Dipodomys spectabilis (banner-tailed kangaroo rat) is the source of this 1997-nucleotide messenger RNA. It is a transcript of the gene Tnfaip8, whose product is annotated as TNF alpha induced protein 8. The transcript is spliced from 2 exons. Gene Ontology annotation, cellular component: cytoplasm. Gene Ontology annotation, molecular function: cysteine-type endopeptidase inhibitor activity involved in apoptotic process. Lineage: Eukaryota; Metazoa; Chordata; Mammalia; Rodentia; Heteromyidae. The record is from RefSeq and is a predicted model, not a curated record. Bases 538 to 1104 code for a protein of 188 amino acids. Gene Ontology annotation, biological process: regulation of apoptotic process.
CCUGUGUUAGCAUUCUCCUUUCCCGCCCCGGUGCCCGCCGGCCUCCUCCCAGGCCCCCGAUGACAACGACGACGAUGAUGUGUGGUCAUGAGGGGUUUCCAGGGCAUCCGUGCUUCCGAGUGACCGUGUCGGCACUUGUGGGCCUCCGGAGGGACUCCCCCGCACUGGCUCUCCAUGUUUUGGAUGGAUUCUUGAGAAUCUGAAGAGAGCUUGAGGGGCUGGCGCUUGGCAGCCAGGGCCGCCAUAGCUCGCUCAUCACGUUCUCGGAAAGCGAUUCCCUCCCAAUAACCUGGUCGCCCGGUGGUUCCUAGGACUGUAAUAUCCGGCUAAGAGCUGAGGGAAGAGCGUGGGCACCAGGGCAGGAGCUAGCCCUGUGUGCAGCAGGGCCCGGGCUCUGCCCUGGGAGGCCGCAGGAGGGGACGCGGAGCCACCAGAGGGACCUCCAGUCAUCUAGCACCGGCCUGCGUUGUGCCGUGAGGAUUCAAAAGCGAUAACGUAAGAUGUGAUGCUUAAUCCCGACCCGGGGCCACAGGAAGCAUGGCCACAGAUGUCUUUAAUUCCAAAAACCUGGCCGUGCAGGCUCAGAAGAAGAUCCUGGGUAAAAUGGUAUCCAAAUCGAUUGCGACCACCCUGAUCGAUGACACCAGCAGUGAGGUGCUGGAUGAGCUCUACAGGGUGACCAAGGAGUACACCCAGAACAAGAAGGAGGCGGAGAGGGUCAUCAAGAACCUCAUCAAGACCGUCAUCAAGCUGGCCAUCCUGUACAGGAACAACCAGUUUAAUCAAGACGAGCUGGCGCUGAUGGAGAAAUUCAAGAAGAAGGUUCAUCAGCUGGCCAUGACCGUGGUGAGCUUCCACCAGGUAGAUUACACCUUCGACCGCCACGUGCUGUCCCGGCUGCUGGACGAAUGCCGACAGCUGCUGCACCAGAUCAUCCAGCGCCACCUCACCACCAAGUCCCACGGACGGGUUAACAACGUGUUCGACCAUUUCUCAGAUUGCGAUUUCCUCGCUGCCUUGUAUAACCCCUUCGGGAAGUUUAAACCUCACCUGCAGAAACUCUGCGACGGCAUCAACAAAAUGUUGGACGAAGAAAACAUAUGAGCGUGUGGAUUCAGACCUGACUGAUUUUGUGUCCAGGACGGAGCAUGGCUGAUCCAUGAAGGAAAGAAAAAGACAAUUGUUUUUGUUUUUCUUUUUUAAGGUUACAGGUGUUUCCGGAAGACUUGGCCCAAUUCAACCGUCGGACAUUAUGGAUGAUGCUUUUCUAGCAUUUUGUUUUAUUGGGAGCAAAGCAUGCUGUCAAAAGACUGGUCAGAAUUCACCCAGAGGUGGCAGUCACGAGGAAGACAAAGGUAGCUAAGAAAUACGAGUCUGAGUGUGAACCCCGAGACUUGCUGAGGGCAGCUCUUGUCCGGGAAGCGCAGCGGAUGCUUCUGGAAUGUACAGAGUUGUGUACUUGGACCCGCUUACAUUCUGUACUGUACAUACGUAUCUCUUCUAGAAAGUCAACGACUCCCACCCGCUGCCAUUGCUCCUUCUGAAACAAUUCUGUUUUCAAGUCUACCCUUCAUUUUCAGUAAACGCUAUGGCAAUGAACUAGAUCAUUCAUUACAGAUAAUGUCCAAUGUUAAGAACAUACCUCUGAAAUGGAGUACUGAUUUUUUCUUUAAUACCAAAUGUGAUAUUUAGCUUCUCAAAAAUGUCAUGGUGUGUCAUUUCCUUGAAAUGCUUUUCCCAGGGCUUAACUUUGAAGUAAUCUUGAAAAACAUGCUGAUGAGAUCUCUCUCAUUAACAUCCAUGUCACAUGUAAAAUGAAAAGAGGAACCCUAGAUUGACCUGGAUAUUGGGACAAUAAAGAGUAAUGAACUUUAUGAAAGAUUUUAGAGACAAACACAUCAAAAUAACGCAGGACACGGUUAAAGAACAUAAGAUAGCGGAUGUACUCCAGUGCUUAGCACAGUUCUAUAAAUAAAGGAUGUCAUUUUUUUACUUAA